This is a messenger RNA of Somion occarium, 1861 nucleotides long. The record is from the annotation of a GenBank genome assembly. NCBI's taxonomy places the organism in Eukaryota, Fungi, Basidiomycota, Agaricomycetes, Polyporales, Cerrenaceae.
AUCCCGCCAUCAAAAUGUUAUGACAGUUAUUCCGAUGGGUACCAGCUUCAGUAAUUGAAAGCGAGCUUUUGUCACCGUGCUUUCGCGUCCACCCUUUCUUCACGGAUGCCAUUCAGUAGCAACAGUAGGGCACCGGAAGACCAUCGUUCCUUCGUAUACUAGCACACGAGAGGGAUGGGAAACCACAUCUUGCUCAACGAAAGAGUAUGGUUUGAUAUGCAAAAUGAUCCAAUUAGAUCGUCUGGACUCAGGCCACAGGCUUAGCUCCCGCCUUCGUCUGGCGGCGUAUAAAUACAUAUUGUCCUCUGAAAAGAGCUUCUAGCCUUAUCUUCCAUACGAUAUGGCGGGUGCAAACUCAAAAGGCGGAUCAGGCACGCCCAAAAUUCCAAGUGAGACAAGUGACGGUUCGAGCUUUGUGACAAAAUGGCUCGGUCGCGCUGUCCUGCUUUGCUUUUUCUUCGCAAUGUGCAGUUGGCUGGAUGCUAUCAAGCAUCGAUGGUAUGUCUUCACGCCUGAAUUCCUUCACGAACUCGCGCAAGAUGCCAUUGCCUCCGCCCCCGCACCAGACGACAUUCACUACAUGAUCAACCAUAUCGUCUCCAACCUAACUGCCACAUACCCCUCGGAUGUAGUCGCUCUCAAUGCCAACUCUAGUGAAUGGAUGUUCAAUAACGCCGGUGGUGCCAUGGGCGCGAUGUAUAUCAUUCACGCUAGCAUCACGGAGUACCUUAUUAUUUUUGGUACUCCACUUGGUACGGAGGGUCAUAGUAGUGUGCUCGCCGCCGAUAACUACUUCAACAUCCUCGUCGGUGAAGAAUGGGCAUUCGAUCCACCGAAGUUGGAGAGGGAGGUUUACCCUCCGGGGAGCCUACAUUAUUUGCCGAGGGGACACAUGAAGCAGUAUAAAAUGCACGAGGGAUGUUUCGCCCUUGAGUAUGCCAGGGGAUGGAUUCCCCUAAUGUUGCCCUUUGGAGCGAUGGAUGCGUUAACAUCGACCCUGGACUACAAAUCCUUCUAUCGUACAGCCGUCAUUACCGGUCGCGAGAUGUUCAGAAACCUUGCACUCCUGAAAAUAUAGGACUAUUUGACUUGCUGUCAAUCUACCGCUAUCGUAAUUUGCUGGACCUGACUGCCAACUUGGAAAAGAAAUGUUUCUUCCUACAACUUCGAUCGAUCGUGUCGAUGAUGAUCUACAGUGCAAUACCUCCUGAGCCGGUCAGGUCGCUUUGUUAAAGGAAACGCGUAAUUCAAUUAGUCCGACAACGACAUGUACUUCCCGAAAUGCUGGCUAUGCACCGCAUUGACAAAAUUAGGAUUACACAGUUCGCAUCUUGCCAAUUGGAAGUCGAUACAGCCGCAACGCGAAAUACUCCCUUGUUUUGCCCCAUCUCUCCCGAGUAUCCGCAAAAACAUCAACCUCGCUCCAUUCUACAUCAACCCCAACAUCGGCCAAGUGCAUCUCAGAUACGUGGGUAUAAACGUCGUAGAAUAGGGCGUCUAUAGAAGCUGAAUCGAGACUCGGGACCUUCAAGAAGAUCAGGAAGAAUCUCGAAGAAUUUGUGCAAUUCUAUACCGGAAGAGUCAGGAAGGUGAUAGAUAUGAGAUAGUUGAAUGCAUCAUACCAAGAUAAUCUUCCGAGAACGUGUCAGUAUAGACGACAUCGAAGCCUGGUAUAUGAAGGGCCUCAAUAUGGUCCUGCCACUUCCCCUCUAGGAUGGUGACACCCUUUUUGUCGUACCACCCGGUUUCUCUCAUGUGUUGAAGUACAUCCGGGUGCGCUUCGAUGAUGACGUGCUCGGAUGGUGGGGUGAGCAACACUUGAAAGAGAGAAUCGAUCUAAGCCGUAAAUAUUAGCAUGAGA